Molecule: messenger RNA, 4105 nt
Organism: Acanthopagrus latus (yellowfin seabream)
Lineage: Eukaryota; Metazoa; Chordata; Actinopteri; Spariformes; Sparidae
Gene: tmem260
Product: transmembrane protein 260
Exons: 16
Coding region: 620-2683 (687 amino acids)
Source: RefSeq, a predicted model, not a curated record
AUUCAAAAAUGUUAUGCAAAAUUGUAAGAAAUAAAAAAGCUUAAGUAUUCAUCAUUUCACUUAUUUUCAGAUGAAUGCACACUCAGGAGCUGCUUUGCUGGUGUGGCAGACCCUCCCUCUCUCAGCCAUGUAUGCAGAGGAGGUGAGAGAGAUCUCAGCUCCUCAGUCACAGCCAGGAAGUGCAUUCCCUAGGUUUUCACAGGCAAAGCGUGCGAGGAAAACACGCGAGUCUUACUUCACUGAAAGGAAGGUAAAUUAUUAUAUUCGCAAGUAACAAAUAUAAACCAAAGCCACUUAAGUGACUGCUGUAACUUUUAGGAAUGGCGCGUCCGUUGGUAGUAUCGCGAGGCUUGAAUUUUUGGGCGAGAAUCCGCCUGAUACUUCCCGGAAACAGGCGCAUUACAAUGUAGCCAGCCCGCACAAACAAACCCGUAAUGUUAAGUCUUUACUUGGAGUCUUAUUAACUUAACCUCAGCUCCAGACUAGCGUCUGUUCACACGUAGCUCGUAGCUUACAGUUUUAUUUCCAAACUCCUCGGCGCCCGCUAUGAAUAGACGCUAACUAGCUUGCUAGUCGGGAGACAAGCAGCAGUUGACUGAAAAAUUACCCGAAGAGAGAAAUGUCGGCGGAGCAAAGGACAAGCUGGAUGCUGACAGGCGCCACGGUCGCUGGUGUCACCGCCCUGUAUGUGCCCUGUGUGCAGAGGACUGUGUCCGGCGGAGACUCAGGAGAGCUGAUCACCACUGCUUGUGAGCUGGGGGUGGCCCAUCCUCCAGGAUACCCUCUCUUCACCCUACUAGCUCGCUUGGCUAUGUGCCUUCUGCCCUCCCUCUCUCCAGCCCACAGUGUCAACCUGAUGUGCAGCCUGCUGGGGGCUGCAGCUUGUGGUGCCCUGUGCAUUUCUGUUUGCAGGUUGGCAGGUCCUGGUCCUGGUGCAGUUCUGGCCGGAGGACUGUUCGCUGUGUCCAGGCUGAGCUGGCAGUGGUCCGUGGUGGCAGAAGUCUUCACCCUCAACAACCUUUUUGUUGGUCUGCUCUUUUUCUUGAUUGCCAGCUUCCACCGUGCUGAGAGCACAACCCAGAGAAGGAAGACUGCCCACUGGGGAGCGCUGUGCUGUGGCUUGGGGCUCUGUAACCAGCACACCCUGGUGCUGUAUGUAGUGGCCAUUAUUCCUUGGGUCCUUCAACGCCUGCACUCUCACAGGGAGCUGUCUCUGCGUGGCCUUGUGUCUUUGGGAGUGUGUUUCCUUGCUGGCUUUCUGCCAUACAUCUACCUGCCCAUGUCAUCCUACCUCAACACAGCCCGCUGGAGCUGGGGGGAUCAGACCACCCUGUCAGGCCUGCUGACCCACCUGCUGAGGGCUGAAUAUGGCACCUUCAGUCUGGCAAAGUCAGAGAGCUCAGUAAACCUGACCACAAUGCUCAAGGCCCAGUUGGACCAUUGCCUGGCAGACCUUUCGCUUCCCACUCUGGUGCUGGCGGCACUGGGCAUUCUCCUCUCCUCGUGGGACAGGAUGUGUCGCUCUGUGUCCUGGUUGUGGACUGUCAUGUUGGUGCUCUACUCACUGUUUUUUGCUUGGAGAGCCAACCUGGAUAUCAGCAGACCCCUACUGCUAGGAGUGGUUGAGCGUUUCUGGCUGCAGAGCGAUGCUGCAGUGUGUGUGCUGGCAGGCCUCGGCUUGAGCCGGACACACAGCGAGCUGGAGAGGAGGCUGGGCCAUGGGGGGCUGUGGAAGACCACAGGCUGGGUCCUCACCAUGGCUCUGCUGGCACAUAUGGUGCGCACCAAUCACAGGGAAUGUGAUCAGAGCAGAAACAGCGUGGUCGAGAGGUUCGGCAGGGAGCUUCUGACUUCCGUCCCGACGGACUCAAUCAUCCUGACCAGAGGAGAUCUGCCUGGAAACUCGCUGCGCUACUUAUACUACUGCCAGGAUGUACGGCCUGACGUACGGCUGGUGGACCAGGAGAUGAUGACGUACUCGUGGUAUGUGGCCAAGCUGGCGCAGCACCACCCUGGGGUUCGCUUCCCCGGCCGCUGGUGGGACCCCGUCCACCCUGAGGAGAAAGACACCUUCACCCUGGAGCAGUUUCUGUCCCACAACACACAGAGGCAUGUGUUCGCCUGCAUCGGGCUGCCUGAGGGAGACCCGAGCUGGGAGAAUAGUUUCUCCCGAUGGCCAAUGGGUGUGUGUGAUUACCUGGCGCCACUUCAGAGGCAGUUUCACCCUAAAGAUUGGGCCGAUCGAACCCGCAACAUCUAUAACUGGAGUGAGCCACACGACAGUUUCCAUCCUGCGUCCUGGGAGCACGUCGCUAAUGAGGAGAUGUGGCAGGCCAGGAUGAAGACGGCUUUCUUUCUGUUUGACCUGGCAGAAAGGAUGCAGGGAGAGGGGAAAGCUGGCCUCUUUGAGCUGUCUUACAUUCUGUAUAAGGAGAUUGUGGAGGCCCACUCAGACUACCCUCCAAACUGGGACAAGAACUUGGCGCUGGCCUGUGAGAGGCUGCUCCGCUCGGGUCACCGGGGCUACAGUCCAGACAGCCUGCUGACCUGCAGCACCCAGCACUUCAGUCUCUACUUGGAGAAGGAACGUACAGAUCCCCAGGCGGACGCCAUACGCUCGGCCAUUGCUCACCUGCUCCAGGAGAGAGACAGGCUUUCCCAGGGCCGGAGGCGAACCCCAUGAUAAGGUCCAGACAAACCUACACAGAGCUGGCAGACUGAAAGUGCACCGCAAGCCUGACCCAAAGUGAAAGGCACUGGGGAGUGAUCCUGGAUGCGCCUCUUCUCAUGGCAGAAAGGUGGCCCAAAAGGAUUGAAGAAGUAGUGUUUAGUUUAGGUUUUUGGCUAAAUGGACACAGCCAAAUUGGACUUAGACAGAGAACAACCACUCUGCCUUUCUCCAUUGAUGAAUGUUUACAGUCGACGAGGAAUGGAGCCUUAACUGACCCCAAUCAAGCUGUGCGUGCUCCCCUUAAACUCGCCCAUAAAACUUGAUUGCUUUAUCAUUAACAUCUCGUUCUUUUUUUUCCCCCCUCUUCCUCUUCCGCUCUCACAGUUUUCAACGUGCUGAUUAUUUUUGCCUCAGCCACUGCUCCAGUUCUCUUUUUCUCACAUUAGGAUGGCAAGGCCGAGAUUGAGGGAAAACCAAUUUGGGGGCAGAAAUGGGGGAUUAGAGCGGCUGUUUAAUCUAGGACAGACUUGUGCUGUGCCACACAGUCCUCACUACCCCAGCACUACCCACCCAUCCACCCACCCCUCUGUCCUUCCAUCAGUCUAUCUUAGAUGGUCCUUUAAAUGUUUAAAACUAAUGGAUUCGAUGAGUGUUUUUUUCCCCCCUCUCCUCGUUCCUAACAGGAGGGCUGUAAUCCCUCGUGGAUUUAAAUGAAAUGUGAAAUGUCACAAUGCCAGGGACCCUUUUAGAGGUGCGUUUCUGCGUGCAAUGUGUGUUGAUUUGCGUGUGUGUGAACAUGGUUAAAUCUCCGCCCAAGCCUUUUUUUUUUUCUUUUUCCGUGCCCGGAAGCGCGUAGUCAAUAAGCAGUUCGGCACACUGGAAAGACAGAGAAGCACAAAGUCAUGCAAACUCCAGGGACACACAAAAGACACGCAACACUGUCAGCCUCCCAGCUCCCAAAAAAUGAACAUUUACCCCCGCGAGGGUUGCUGGAGAGACGAUGUAGCAUCCGAACACUGCAAGAGUCGAACGUCUUUGACGUGUUCUCAGGGUCCAAGAACUCACUUACACACUGUCUUUGUAAAUGCUGAUGCUGAUGUUAAUGAACCUUGUGCCGUGAAAUUUGUCGUGCAGAGGUCAAACCAGUGUAUUGCCGUAAGCUUCAUAACACACCGCUGAAGGAGCCUGCUGUUUAAGAUACCACUCGAAAGCGAAGGACAGAAAAGUGCAUGUGUAGUUUUCUCAGAGUGUAAUCUGCCCUCUCUGUUCGCAGGCCUGGUUAGCGGCUGUCAGCUGGCUGGAUGAUGAGAUUCGACCUGCUGUAGCACAGAUGGUUUGCUUUCUCUUAAAAAAGAAAAAAAAGGGGGGGAGAACUGUCACUGUGCUUUCUGCAGAUUAAGAUAUUUCAAUAAAGAGUCUGUUUAUUUUAAUUCA